CCGAGUUUCUCUUUUGUUAAUAGUAAGAAUAGGGAGACACCAAUUAAGUGUCAGAAGAUGCCGUCUUAUAUUCUAAAGUUUGAAUGUCUUCUUGGAAAGCAGAUUGUUAAACUUGAGCUUCCUGUUGGUACCUCUUUAUAUGGCACUGGGGAGGUUAGUGGGCAGCUUGAGCGGACAGGAAAAAGAGUUUUUACUUGGAACACGGAUGCGUGGGGAUAUGGUUCUGAAACUACGUCAUUGUACCAGUCGCAUCCAUGGGUGCUAGCUGUUCUACCUUCCGGAGAGGCAUUAUGAGUUCUUGCAGAUACCACAAAGCGAUAUGAG
Argentina anserina (silverweed cinquefoil) is the source of this 324-nucleotide messenger RNA. RefSeq lists its product as uncharacterized. The transcript is spliced from 3 exons. Gene Ontology annotation, molecular function: carbohydrate binding; catalytic activity. NCBI's taxonomy places the organism in Eukaryota, Viridiplantae, Streptophyta, Magnoliopsida, Rosales, Rosaceae. Gene Ontology annotation, biological process: carbohydrate metabolic process. The record is from RefSeq and is a predicted model, not a curated record. The coding region runs from base 58 to 294 and encodes 78 amino acids.